UUACAUCUGAGCCGUUCACUUGGUCACUUGGAGGCCGAAGUCCAGGGCGACAUGGGGAGCGAAAAGUACUUGCCGGAGCUUAUGGCGGAAAAGGACACGCUGGAUCCGUCUUUUCAGCACUCCCUCCGGCUACUGGAUCAAGAGAUUGAAAAAAUUCAGAAAGACGAGGGGAAGGAAGAGGAGAAGUUUAUCGACGUCGUCAUCAACAAGAACAUGAAACUGGGCCAGAAAGUUUUAAUACCAGUCAAGCAGUUUCCUAAAUUUAACUUUGUCGGCAAACUCCUCGGGCCACGCGGGAACUCGUUAAAAAGACUACAGGAGGACACUCUCACAAAGAUGUCAAUUCUCGGAAAAGGAUCCAUGAGAGACAAAGAAAAGGAGGAAGAGCUACGGCAGAGCGGCGAGGCCAAAUACCACCACCUGAACGAAGACCUGCACGUCCUCAUCGAGGUGUUCGCUCCGCCGGCUGAGGCCUACGCCAGGAUGGGUCAUGCUCUGGAGGAGAUCAAGAAGUUUCUCAUACCAGAUUACAAUGAUGAGAUCAGACAGGCCCAGCUGCAGGAGCUCACAUACCUGAACGGCGGCUCGGAGGAUGCCAAGGUGCCAUCGGUGAGGGGCAAGUCAGCCGCCCGUGGAAGAGGGACACCUGUUCCAGGGCCUCCCAGGAGUCGAGGAGGAGUUCCUCCUCUACAUGCAGCGGUUCCCCGAGGAGCAGCACCUAGAGGAGCUCCGCCCAGCCGGGCUCCAUCCUCCAGAGGGAGAGGGGUGCAGAGAGCCAGAGGCGCCCCACCAGCUGCUGGAUACCGACCGGCUCCUCCCAUAGUCCAGGACACAUAUGGAGAAUAUGAAUAUAAUGAUGGCUAUGGAACAGCUUAUGAUGACCAAGGUUAUGAAUCAUAUGACAACAACUACAGUAAUCAAGGACAAAACUCAGAUGACUACUAUGAAUACGGCCACAGUGGGGAAUCAUAUGAUUCAUAUGGUCAGGAAGAGUGGGCAAACAAUCACGGCAAGGCACCGUCAGCACGAACAACCAAGGGAGUGUACAGAGAGCAGCCAUACUCCAGAUAUUGAACUGUUUAUACAACCCGCACCUGAGUCCUCAUGGCUGUUUAAACCCAAGUAAUGGAUUUUUUAUGGACGCUCCCACGUUUUUAGAAGUGAAAACUAUACCACAAAAAUAAAACAAAUGAAACAUUAGUAGCAAGACACUGAAUUAGUAAAAACUGGUUUUCAAAAGUCCCUCCGUUUAAAAAAAAAAAAAAAAAAACAUUCCCCCACUGAGUAAAAUGUGUAGAGCAAUUAAGGUAAUCUAUCCUUUCCCCUUGGAGAAAUCAUCUGGACGGUGAGAUUAAGAUUAGUACAUUAAGUUUCUCUCUCAACUAUGUGAUUGUGAAGAAUUACAUUUUAUCAAGCUAUUUUACUUGGUAAUGAUUAGUAAAUCACUAUAAGCUGUUUGAUACAAUGUUUCUACACAGCUGCCAGCGCAACUUAAUUUAUCACUCUCUAUUCUUUAAACCUUGAACUGCGUGGUUGAUCACUUUAAAAUGUAGUAGCUUAGUUCUAGGAAAGUGCAGUACUGUAGAUAUUUUUCUGAGGGGUAAUUGGUGAAAUUGUGUCCCUUGUAAAUUGAAUAUUUACAAACUGAAAAAGAGAAGAAGUCAUACUGUAUACAUAUUGUAUUGCUGUUUCCUCCUUUUUGUAAAAUACUAGUUCUUUAGUGUUAAAGGGCUUAUAAAAGCAUGGUGUGCAACUGUGAAUAUUGUCAGCUGUUUUAUUCUGAAAAGCUUAUGUAGCUGUGUUCAUGAUUAUGCCCCAGAACAUCCACUUUAAUAUAUCCAUAAAUAGCUGCUCAUACAUUAUGUACACCGAUCAACCAGAGCUGUAAAACAGUCCGGGAGCUUUUUAAUUUUUGUGAUUUUUUUAGAUGCUCUAAAUAAGUAAUUCUGAUGUCAUUUUUUGAUUUAAACCAAGAUGUUUUUCUGACUUUGUAGGCAUAACAAUCAAUUUUAAGAUACUAAAUCACAUGCUGGUGAAUUGGUACUCAUUUCCAUCUAGAGAUUUGUUCAGCUAUAUUGAUUUUGAGCUUAUGUAAGCCCUUUAAUAUUUUCCUCUUUGUUGAU
Messenger RNA from Xiphias gladius (swordfish), 2123 nucleotides. RefSeq names its product KH domain containing, RNA binding, signal transduction associated 3 (gene khdrbs3). Gene Ontology annotation, cellular component: nucleus. Gene Ontology annotation, biological process: regulation of alternative mRNA splicing, via spliceosome. The record is from RefSeq and is a predicted model, not a curated record. The transcript is spliced from 9 exons. Lineage: Eukaryota; Metazoa; Chordata; Actinopteri; Istiophoriformes; Xiphiidae. Gene Ontology annotation, molecular function: mRNA binding. Bases 52 to 1074 code for a protein of 340 amino acids.